Molecule: messenger RNA, 873 nt
Organism: Prorocentrum cordatum
Lineage: Eukaryota; Dinophyceae; Prorocentrales; Prorocentraceae
Source: the annotation of a GenBank genome assembly
AUGACGCAAGUCACGAUGGAAGCUAUGAGAGCGAUGUUUGGUACGACGCUGGCGCCAGUGACGCAGAGAGUGGAGCGCUUAGAGACCACGAUCACCGCCCAUGACACUCGCUUGACGAACAUCGAAUCGAGGCUGGAAGAGAUCCUGCCGCCGGGUGGCGCAUCCUCAAAGUUCAUACCAACGCUCGUGGCGAUCAAAGGUAUUUGCGAGUAUUCCGAGCGGCGCACGAAUGUCAUGAACCAGACCCAGGCGGAGGACCUCGUGAACAAGCUGAAAGCCAGCAUCUCGGCUGCGACCGUGGGCUUCGCGAAGUUCAUGGAGGGAAAGGUUUCUCAGGCGACCGUCUCGACCUACGCGCACCAAGUCAAGCGCUGCCUCGUGCUGCAGUCGCGCUCGUUCCGGGCGGCGGCGAGCGAGGCCUACCGGCUGCUGGUGCAGAGGACGGCGGCGGACGUGCGGUCGAACCGCGCCACCUCCUGCGGGCUGAGCUGGUUCUCGCGCUUCCACGCGGCCGUGUGCGAGGAGCACGGGGGCGCGUUCCAGGUCGAGGCAGCGUGGGAGGAGGAGGCGAACCGCGAGCGCAAGAAGAAAGAGGUGACGGUGUUCGACGAGGCUGGGAUGGAGAUCCGGAGCGGGGGGAAGGGUAGCCACUCCUCGAAGUACGUGGGUGUCUCAUGGAACAGCCGCUUGAAGAAGUGGCUGGCUUUCUCGAAGGACUCGAAAGGUGGUAGAGGGCCUAGCGGCUUUGGACGCGAGCUUUCUGGAGCAGGAUCAGUUGGAGGAACAGCCGCCGCACCCUCAGCAGGCGUAGGAGCAGGUGUGCAGAAGGGAUUGUGGAAGCCCAGGUCAGUGCGGAGCGCAGGGCGGAAGUGA